This is a messenger RNA of Caenorhabditis remanei, 1368 nucleotides long. RefSeq lists its product as uncharacterized. Gene Ontology annotation, molecular function: nucleoside transmembrane transporter activity. The transcript is spliced from 11 exons. The record is from RefSeq and is a predicted model, not a curated record. Gene Ontology annotation, biological process: nucleoside transmembrane transport. NCBI's taxonomy places the organism in Eukaryota, Metazoa, Nematoda, Chromadorea, Rhabditida, Rhabditidae. Gene Ontology annotation, cellular component: plasma membrane. Bases 1 to 1368 code for a protein of 455 amino acids.
AUGAGUGAGAGCAAUAAGGAUGACGACAUUCAUAGCAAGUCACCGGAGUCUUUUGUUGAAUCAGGAGUUGUGUCAGAAUCGACGAAAGAUUUGGGAGCAACGUACUCAGAUGAAGAAGACGUUAAGGAUGUUGGCAACUACGUGUUCUGUGCCUUCAUGAUGUUCGGAUUCGGAUCCCUCCUUCCAUGGAACAUGUUCCUCAAUAUUGCAUUUGAUUACUACACAAUGUUCAAGCUUCGGGAAGAGAGUGGACACGCCAAUUGGUUCGCUUCGAAUUUCCAAAACGCAAUGACGAUUUGUGCGCAGAUUCCAAGUCUCGGAUUCAGUGUGCUCAAUAUUUUUAUCGCGUUGAAAGGAGACCUAACUCGUCGAAUGGGUACUUGUCUUCUCAUUGUCCAAUCCAUGGUUUUCGUCACUGUCCUCUUCAUCUACAUCGAUACCAGCAGUUGGAUCCCAGUAUUCUUCGUUGUCACCCUCAUCUCUAUCAUUGUGUUGAACGCAUCGAAUGGGUUGUUUCAGAAUAGUUUGUUCGGUCUGGCCUCUCCGUUUCCAUUCAAGUAUACGAAUGCAGUGAUUAUUGGACAAAACUUUUGUGGGACCGCUGUGACUGCACUGGCAAUGUUGACGAAAGCAGCAAGCGAUGAUAUCCAAAUGCGUGCAAAUCUCUUCUUCGGCCUAUCCUCUGUCGCUGUAAUUGUCUGUUAUAUUCUUCUGAAAGUUCUAAAAAAAUUGAAUUUCUACCGCAAAUUCGGAGAGCUGAAACCCUCCUUGAAUAGUGUCGAAGGAGAGGAGGCGAGCACUUGGUCGAAUAUUCGAGAAGCGUUUUCAAAGAGUAAAAUGCAAUUUCUCAACAUUUUCCUAUUGUUUUUCGUCACUCUUGCCCUAUUCCCGAAUGUUUGCAUGUAUGUGACAGAUGCUAAGAAGGGCGAGAAGCACGAUUUUGUGGUGUCAGAAAAAUACUUUAUGGACGUUGUAGUUUUUCUUAAUUUCAACUUGUUUGCAUUCAUCGGAAGUUUGAUGGCUAACUGGGUCAGAUUCCCGGGACCCAACACCAUCUGGAUCCCCGUCGUCGCCCGUUUCUGGUUCAUGUUCUAUUUUCCGGCUGCCAACUACAAUCCGAUGGAUUUUGCUCGUGCCUACCCGGUCCUUUUCGGCUCCACGUGGCUCUUCGUCUUCAAUAUUUGCAUUUUUGCUCUGACCAGUGGUUACUUGAGUUCUCUUAUCAUGAUGUAUGCACCAAGAUCUCACGAGGACCCAAAAAUCCAACGAAUGGCUGGAAUGAUCGCCUCGUUCUCCUUGAUUCUUGGAAUCGUAGUUGGACUCAGUUUCUCGUGGCAAAUUCGUCUCUUUAUCACUGGUUAUGCAUAA